Messenger RNA from Alligator sinensis (Chinese alligator), 2855 nucleotides. It is a transcript of the gene WDR86, whose product is annotated as WD repeat domain 86. The transcript has 6 exons. The record is from RefSeq and is a predicted model, not a curated record. Bases 7 to 1194 code for a protein of 395 amino acids. Gene Ontology annotation, molecular function: protein binding. Lineage: Eukaryota; Metazoa; Chordata; Crocodylia; Alligatoridae.
AACAGCAUGGGGAACAGUGGCUCAGCGGUGAAGGUCUGCACUGAACACCAAGGAGGCAUCAACUGGCUCAGUUUGAGUCCAGAUGGGCAGCGGCUGCUGACAGGCAGUGAGGAUGGCACUGCACGGCUCUGGAGCACUGCAGACAGCCAGUGCCAUGGCCACUUCCAAGGGCAUGAAAGUUACAUCACCUUUUGCCACUUAGAAAAUGAGGCUGCCUUCACCUGUAGUGCAGAUCAUACAAUUAGGAAAUGGGAUGUGUUGACAGGCCAGUGUCUGGCCAUUUACCGUGGCCACACAUCAAUUGUUAACAGGAUCUUGGUUGCCAAAGACUAUCUCUUUAGUGGCUCCUAUGAUAGGACAGCCCGGUGCUGGAGUGUGGACAAAGAGAAGCAAAUCCAGGAAUUUCGUGGCCAUCGCAACUGUGUCCUGACUCUGGCUCACUACUCUUCCAAGGAUGUUCUUGAUGAGUCGGAGGAGGAGGAAGAGAAAAUGAGCACAGACCUCCUGGUGACAGGAAGCACAGACUGCACUGUUAAGGUCUGGUGGGUAUCCAGUGGUCGCUGCUAUCAGACUCUGCUGGGACACACCGGGGCUGUGUUAUGCCUCAUACUUGAUGCGCCAAACAGGGAGCUGUUUUCUGGCAGCACAGAUUACACUAUCCGAACGUGGAAUAUUGUGACUGGCGAGCAGUUAAAAGUGUUCAAGGAGCAUCAAGGAUCAGUUAUUUGCCUAGAGCUAGUGAAUCGGCACUUGUAUUCGGGGAGUGCGGACCGGACAGUGAAGUGCUGGUUAGUAGACACUGGGGAGCGAAUCCAAACAUACAAGGCUCACAGACACAGCGUUAGCACUUUGAAAUACCAUGCUGGGAUCUUGUUUACAGGAAGCGGUGAUGCCUGCGCCCGCGCUUUCAAUUCCAAGACGGGUGUCCUGCAGAAGAUCUUCCGAGGACACAAGUUCAUCAUAAACUGCAUUCAGAUUCACAAUGAGUUAUUGUACACAGCUUCCCACGAUGGCACGCUAAGGAUCUGGGACAUACGAGGAAUCUGCAAGCGGAACAAGAGGCGGCUGAAGAAGGAGAGGUCUGUCCAGGUCAGGAGCUCCCAGAAGGGCAGUCUGUCGCGCCUCUUCAACAACAAAGUUGGCUGCAUGGUGCAGCAGGAGAAUGGAGAGUGCGAGGCCGUUGAACUGGUGUGACUGCCUGUCUGGCCAUGACCAAAGCUGACAUAUUUCCUUCCUGUGCCACUGGGUGCAGAUGAGCCAGACCUUGGAAAGGGGGUGGGGGUGGGAGAUAAACUUGCCUGCUGUGGUCCGGCAGGAGCUGAGCUUCUUUGUGACUGUGAAGCAGACUCCGCUCAGGCUGCCUCUUACUGAUGACUCGCAGCAUCUCUGUGUAUCUCAGCGCAAACUAAAACAGCCUGAAUGACCGGUCGGCCCUGGGGCAGCAUUGGGGUUGGGAGCUAUUGCUGAGCAGGGCCCAGGUUAUCCACCUUCCCCUGUAUUUUGAGUGUAAUUAUGACUUGUAUUUGCCUGCUCUCAAUUCCAGUUCCACCCCACUGCAGCCUGACUGCUACGUGCUAAGAGAGAUGCUGCAAGGCAGUGAGCGGAUACAUUUUCUCCUCCUGUCUUGGCUGCUUGUUCUCCCAUGCCACUGUUCAGCCGAAUGUCUAAGUGAAAGCUGCCUUGCAGAUGGCUCUGAAUUCAAUUUUCUCAGCUUGCUUUGGGAUUCAUCCUGCUGUGACUCAGACAAAGAGAACGUGGCUGAAGCCCGGAGCAGCAUUCAUCCCUCUCAGGGGCUUUAACUUGAAGAACUGAGAAGGGGGCUUUUAAAAAGCAGCCAGCCAGCCACUAACCAGCAUCUAAGGCCUAAUCUUGAAUCAGACCUGAACAUCUUCAGAAGCACGGCAAAUUACCCUCUUCCCAGCAAGCUAAGAGAUUCAACUGGGCCAUUACUUUUAAGCAUCCCAACACCCUUCACAGGGCAGCAGCGGGGGCCUCCACUUUCUGCAGUGCUAGGAGGAGUGUGUAGUACUAGCAUCUCCCCACCUCCACACAGCUCUGGAGGGAUGCAGAGCAACAUGUGGCUUCCAUGGGGGGGCCUUGUCCCUGCUUUGUGGGAGGUGAAAAGAGAGGUUUCAUGGCAAGACUUUGUUCCCAGUGUGAAAUAGUGGGGAUUUGAGCAAAUGCAGCCCACCAGCAUGUGUGCAUGGGACCCCAUCUGUCUUCUCUGUUAGGCCUGGGUCACAAUCUCCUUCCAAAGCCCUUGCAUCUCUCAGAAGUGCUGCACGUGCCCAGACUCGGGCUGCAGGAAUGGGAAUCAGGGUGCAGGCAUAUGAGUAAUUUACCGCAGAGCAAAAAUGGGCGGGGAUUUAUUGCACAUCAGGUGAGUUGCAAUAGGCAUCCACAUGCACCAUAUUCUUACACCGUGAUAAAGGGAAGUUAAAUUGUGGUAACUUACCCCCCUUUCAUCCAAGGCAAAACUGCAGGGGCUUUGCUUCCACACACCACUUGCUUGUGAGCAGUUACUGCAGAGGAGCUGAAGCCCUGCUCUUUUCUACGCUGUGAUAAGUUGUUCCUAUGUGGAUACCCCUGGGCAGUAUCCUAGGACCAGUAGUGUCUUUAGGCUUGGCUAAGCACUUACCUAGGGGUGCUUCUCUCAGGCUUUUCCAGAUUUGUUCUUCCUGAUAACCACUGAGCCAUGAAUAUACAAGUGUCCUUAUUGUUGCAGAUAUAACACACUUUGUAGAAUCAGUGAAAUGACUAGUUAGCCGUGUGUGUUUUAUUUUUGUGGCUUUAUUUAUUCCGUCCUGUGGCAAGAUUAAAAUGCUGUAAUACUUUUUUAUGAUUGAGUAAUAAAC